Messenger RNA from Tigriopus californicus, 4255 nucleotides. RefSeq names its product CLIP-associating protein 1-like (gene chb). Gene Ontology annotation, biological process: mitotic spindle assembly. The coding region runs from base 556 to 4209 and encodes 1217 amino acids. Gene Ontology annotation, molecular function: microtubule binding. The transcript is spliced from 16 exons. The record is from RefSeq and is a predicted model, not a curated record. Gene Ontology annotation, cellular component: microtubule organizing center; cytoplasmic microtubule; spindle microtubule. NCBI's taxonomy places the organism in Eukaryota, Metazoa, Arthropoda, Copepoda, Harpacticoida, Harpacticidae.
UGAGUCUUUGAGCCAGGAGAAAAAGGAGAAGAACAAGAAGGAAGAAGACGGAAGAGGGACACACGCACCUGGUCACAAAUCCGCCUAUUCCCGCUAAUCCAUGGACUCCAAGAUCAGGCCCCCGCAUCCCCGGCUCUUGUGAAUGGGCGGGUCAUCACGGGUUGGCCCCACCAAACCGUUAUCGAGGAUAGGGUCGGAAGCUUCUAGGCCCGCCGCCGAGCCGGUCCGCGCCCUUCUAUCUUCCUAUCCUCCUGUCCUUUCAUCCCAUCUUCUCGGCCAUUGAUGAGACAUCUCACAGAGUCGCGCCUCAGCCCGCCCCAACUAUCGUCUCGGCCGUCACCACGCCUUAACCUGAGUUGAGGCGGCCACAUCUAUUCGAUUCGGGGCGUGUCGUGUCCAUUCCGGUCUGUCGAAUCCAAGUGAUACCACCCCCGGGUGCCCAGGGCCAGUUAGCCAGCCAACCCAGUCCUUUGGACCCAGCCUAAUAAGUGGUGGGUCAGUCAGUGAAUGCGACGUGCUGGACAAGAGGGAUUGUGAGUGAUUGUCCGCGUCAAAAUGGAAGGCUUCUUGGCCCAAAUGAGCACGAGCGACACCAAGCGCAAGGUGUCCCUCGGACAAGAGAUGAUCACCUUCUUGGGUCAGGCCGAACCCGGCGAUGUGACCCACAGUCCCGAGUUGGGGGCCGUGAUCGAUGCCCUCGUACCCUGGGUCCAAUCUUCGAAUUACAAGGUCUGCCAAAAUGGUUUGGAUAUUGUUGGGCUUUUGGUCGAACGCAUGGGUCACUCUUUCCGAUCUUACCUCGGGACUGUAUUGGUUCCUACGCUGGAUCGCUUGGGCGAUGCCAGAGAGAGUGUGCGAGAAAAAGCCCACAAUGGCUUGAAAUUAUUUAUGCGGGAAGUAGUGGAUCCUCAAACCCUGUUUGACAAACUCUCAACAGGUUUCACGCAUAAGAAUGCCAAGGUCCGGGAAGAGGUUCUAUUUCUGGUUCAAGAUACCCUGAACGAACAUGGAGCACAUAGUUUGGUUAUCUCGAAAAUGAUGCACCAAAUUGUUAAUUUGGCAUCAGAUCCUGCAGCCCCGGUGCGUGAUGCGGCCAUGACAACGCUGGUCGAAAUUUAUAGGCACGUGGGAGAAAGGGUUCAAUCCGAUCUGGAAAGGAAAUUCCAAUUGCCACAAGCCAAAUUGGCUGUGUUGUUAUCAAAGUUUGACGAAUUGAGAAAAUCUGGCGAGGUCGUGGAAUCACCUCCGUUGCCUGACAAUCAGAGGGGAAAAGACGAAACUGAUCUGGUUCAGAGCAAGAGCCUAACAUCAAAGGCCCGUUCAAGCAGUGUUCCUGCUGGCGUGAGAAGACCAGGUUCGUUUGCUGUGCCUAAAGCUCCAACAGCAGAUACUAACUCAAAUGUGAUGACUACAUCUUCUUGCAUUCGUCGGAACUCCUCCAUGAGAGGUGCCACAGCACCGUCUUCUAUGGGUGCUGGUGGAUUGGAUGAAGACAGUUUCACGAAAUCUUUUGAAGAGGUGAAACAUGUGAAUAUAUUCUCAGGUCGAGCUCUUUCAGAGGAAAUUGCCAAGAUCAAAGAGACCCUUUCCAAGUCAUCGAAUGAUUGGAAAUCUCGUGUUGAUGCUCUCCAAAUGGUGAGAUCACUGAUGUUGGCAGGUGCAUUAAAUUUCGACGAGAUGCAUAACUCAUUAAGAACUUUGGAUGUGCCUUUCCAAGUCAGUAUCAAGGAUUUGCGAUCACAGGUUGUAAGAGAGGCUUGUAUAACUGUUGCCUACCUUUCCCAACAAAUGGGUCAUAAGGUAGACCGUUUGUUGGAGAUUCUGUUUCAAAAUAUCAUAAACCUCAUUCCGAAUUCUGCCAAAGUGAUGUCCUCCUCUGGGAUUAUUUGUAUUCGGUUCAUCAUUCAGAAUACGUUUUCUUCGAGAUUUGUUCCAAUCAUCACUUGCAAUGUGACCUCCAAAUCUCGUGAUAUUCGAAGACAUUGUUGUGAAUUCUUGGAUCUAAUCCUGCAUUCUUGGCCCACGCAAAGCUUAGAGAAGCAUGCACAUCUCAUUCAAGAAGCCAUUAAAAAAGGAAUUGCCGAUGCAGAUCCAGAGGCCAGGCAAUUUGCGAGAAAGGCGUACUGGGGAUUUGCAGAUCAUUUCAAAGACCAAGCCGAUCAGCUUUUGACAACCUUGGACUUUUCGUAUCGAAGACUAUUGCAAGCUGGAGACAUCUCCAACUCCUCGUCAAGUAACUCCUUGAACAUGGCUGGAAAAGCAACAUCUACCAUACCCCGAUCUAGGCAGACAUCGGUAGCGAAUUCGAGAGAAAACAUUUCCGAAUCAACCGAUGGAAGACGAGCAAACACACUGACGAGAAAGUCCAGUGGAAUUCCUCAAUAUGCAUUGACGUCGCCCAUCAAAAUAGCGAGUACUCCACCCAUGUUCUCUCAAGAGUCCAGUCCAAGUUUGAGAUCGACCCCUAUGACUGCCAGAUCCAAUAGUGCCAUUGACGCCUCCGCUGUUCGUCGAGCCAAUGUUCGGGCUCAAUAUGCACAAAGGAGUAGGAUGGGAGCGAUGUCUGGUACCUUGGGAUCUCGAUCCCGAAGAAGCUCUAUGGAAAAGACCCAUAAUACCCCAGGAGGAUUUAAUUCACCGGACGUGACAAACGGCACAUUUUCUCGGAACGGAAGAAAUCGCUCUCGCAUUGGAAUCGUUCACUCGCAACCGGGCUCAAGAUCGACCUCUCCAUCAUCACUACGAGCGUACCAGACUUAUUUUGACUCGCCUCCAGCUCGAGUAGUGCCUGACAAACGUCGCUCUUCCAAUGGAAUCCCGGGGAGCUCCACCUCUUCUCGGGAGCCAAGUCCUGGCCGAGGAGUUUCCUCUAUCAAGAAAAGAACCGUUGGGAAAAGUGAGAGGUUUUCUCCUGGACCGCCUUCAGUAACCAAAAGCCGCCCACCUAAACAACCACUUAUGACCGAAAACAUACUUCGCCAGUCUAGAGAAGCUGAAACUGCCCUGGCAUAUGCAUUGAACUCACAAGCCGAAAGAAGAAAACCCGCGGCAAGCUUUCCAUUCGAAGACGCAUCAGAUGAAAGUGAGGUGUCGAGUGUGAGUUCCAUAGGCCAGAGUGGGCAUUCGCCAAUGAAACCAAGACACAUCCAGUCCACGAAUUCCUUGAAAGGAUCCAACUAUUCACGGCCUUUGGCCAAUAACAACUCCAGAGCGAACACGCACUUGGAUCCUGUAAAUGAUUCCGAAAAUCUGAAUCCCGAAGACGUUCACAAGAAUUUGCGUUUUACCGCCAGUGCCAUACAAAACUAUUCCUUUGAUUCUCCCGGAGAUUUAUCUGAUGGAUCAAAAUUCAAUCUCGUUAAUAAUGCGGCCCCUACGUUGGAAGAGAAGAUGAGGAUGCUCGAUUCCCGAGUGAGUAGUGUUGAAGAAUCGCAGAGUGGCAAUUCAAUUAUAUCUACAGAUCCAACUAGGGCUAACCUAGAAAUGGAAGAUAUAAUGGAAAUUCUUCAAAGUGUCAAAUCGGGAACUAAAGCAGCUGAGCGGAGAACGUGCAUGACUCACUUGAUUCGCCUCACCCGGGAAGGAACUGUCAAACAAAUCCAAGAUAACUUCCGCACAAUUCUGCGGCUUCUCCUGGAGAACCUAUUAGAUGACGUGGGAGCGACAAGAGCUCUUGUUUAUGGCGUUUUGACAGAGAUGCUCAAACACGAAGCAUUGUCCCAAAGCUUUCAAGCCUUCACCGAACUAAUCAUAUUGAAAGUCUUGGAAGCUCAUCGGGAUCAAGAAAAAGAUGUUGAGAGAGCUGCAGAGGGAUGUGCAGCAGCCAUGGCUUUUAUUCUUCCAUCUGACAUUGUGAUAAGGGUUCUAAACCCUAUCAUCAAGACCGGAGACUUCCCUGUUAAUCAAGCUGCCGUCAAAAUGCUUACGAAAGUAGCUGAUCAUCAAAAAAGUUACGAUUCUAUUGUGGCCAAUCUGUCGGAUAUCAUGCCAGGGCUAUUAAAGGCUUAUGAUAACGUGGAAUCCAGUGUGAGAAAGGCUGCCGUUUUCUGCAUGGUGUCCUUGCACCAACGCGUUGGUGACGAGCUCCAACCCCACUUGGAAUGUCUCAAUGGAAGCAAGCUCAAAUUGUUAAAUUUGUACAUUAAAAGAGCUCAGUCACAAAAAGAACAGUCAAUGCCAAGUAGUCCAAGACUUCAAACGCCGAUGUGAUGUCAUUUCCUCUUCUUCACUUCCAAUAAAAGCUUCACUACUUCGA